AAACACUAAUUCGAACUCGAAGAUUCAAAACAGCUCAGAGCAUUCUAGCAGCCCGAUGCCACGUGAUAACUUCAUGAAAUUCAUGCACUCUUCGAAUAGCUACGAGACAUUCAAAUCUGGCAACAAGAAGUCAGCCCAACUGUAUGAAAUUCUGAAUAAUUUCACUAAAAUUCAAAGGGUCGUUCGAAACUCUUACAAAUACAUUCAAAGUCGUGAGAGAGACAUCAGGAGGAAGUCAGCAGCAGACCCGAUUUUCGAUAUGAAGUAUUCUCUCGUUCUGUUGAAGAAAGACAGCCCAGAGUAUAGACAGCAUUUGAAGAACAUCCGCAAAAUGGGGAGUAUUCUGAAGGAACUCGGGCCAACGGAGUCAAAAACGCAGGCUAAAUGAUAUCCAAUAUUUUGUGAGCUUUAACUGAAGAUAGGAUUAUAUAGCUUUGAACAGCUAUGAGGCAUGCUCAAAUAGGCAAUAAAUUUUAUAAAUUAGCCACUACUGCUAAUUCUCUUACAAGUAGAUCCUUAUCACCACAUGAGAGGUAUAAACACUGAUAUCAUGUCUACGGCAAUGAAGAGUGAAAGGAGAAUAGACCAAAUCGAGAAAUCAUUACAACAAAUCACCUAUAUGCAGAUAUUCCAACAACAACACAAAAAAUUCUAAGUCUUUAAACAUUCCAAAACUAGCCACUUCCACCCCCAAUCAUCCCUUAACCCCCCUUCUGCAGCCUUUGUUCAUCAAUUUCCUUUCUUCUUCCUCCACGGGGCUUGGCAGGCCGCUUAUACAUCUUCUUAGUGUGCUUGGAGUGGAUCAGGAGGGUAACAAUGGGGUUUCUGGAAUGGGAGACAAGAGGUUUGCAAGAAGGAGUUAGGAUUGAAUAAGGAAGGAGGACUUGCUCAGUUAUUCGAUUGCCUACAUUUCAAAAAUCCUCUCGCUCUAUUACUAAAACUAUAGAUAAGAACCAAAGGAACACCAUCUACUAAACAAGCUAUUUAAAACCACUCUAAUAUCUCUUUCGUCUAUUAACUUUCCCCCUCGACUAUGCUCGCACCACCCACAAACGCUCUAUGCAACCACUCUCACCUCUAUUAACCCUCCACUGCUGACUGACGAAUGAGAGCAAGGGGCUGGGAAGAGUGCAGAAAGUGCAGUUUAGGU
Moneuplotes crassus is the source of this 1150-nucleotide messenger RNA. The record is from the annotation of a GenBank genome assembly. NCBI's taxonomy places the organism in Eukaryota, Ciliophora, Spirotrichea, Euplotida, Euplotidae.